AUGAGCAACUCCAAGGAUCACUACAACCAAUCUCUGAUGCUGGUGCCCAGGUUUCCUCAUCCCCUGGAUGUUGAAACCGUGCGACGAUGCGCGUGGCGGCUGGCCGAGCGCCACGACAUGCUCCGUGCAAGCUUCAACGGCACGGUGCAGUCCGUGCGUCCCCGCAGCGAGGCCCCAGCCUCGGUGCAGGUGCUGGACGUGGGCGACGUGAGAUUGGAGCAGCUGGAUGACUUUUGUCAGUCGGAGGCCGGAUCCCAGAGACUUCUGCUGGUGUGUCAUCACCUGGUGGUCGAUUUGGUCUCCUGGCAGGUGAUGGUGGAAGAUCUGGAGAAGUAUGCAUGCUUGAAGAAGAUACCAGAGACACCAGAGGUGGAUCGAGACCUUGCUUGGGCCGCUCAGGCCGCUUCGGACGCUUUGGACGCCGUGCUGUUCGGAGAGCUUGAUUUUGGCACUUGUGGCUCUGCCAAGCACGAGGUGCGACAUUUGGAUGUGCCAUCCUGCGACCUGAAGCCGUUGGAGCUCUUGCUGGUGGCCUUGACACAGGCGGCCCAGUCAGCCUUGGGCUGCCGAAGCUUCUGGGUGGACCUGGAAUCCCACGGCCGCGAUGUCGACGAGGACGUUGCGUGCGACUUCGGGCAGACCGUCGGCUGGUUCACCGAGUUGACCCGACGACAGAUGGUGAGCCACACGUCAUUGGAUUUGGCCGUGCGUGAGGUCAAACAUCGCCUGAGGAGUACCGCUGCGUCACCUGCUUGUGCGUCUGAACAGUUGGUCUUGGCGCCGGAGUGGGAGACCUUGGCGCAGCAUGACAUGCAUCCGGAGAAUCAACGGGAAUAUUUCUUGGAAGUGGAGGCCAUGCUGAGCCCAGCGAGCCCAGCGAGCCCAGCGAGAAUUCGAGUGGAGUGGAUCUAUGAUCCCCGUCUGAGCGACCGGAUGUGCACCUGGCUGGAGGAAUUCCUCCGCGAGGCCGCCCUGGUGGUGGAGCACUGCCAGAGGACACCUGCAAGGCGCUUGCGUGCACCUUGCGAGCUGGGCGGUCACGCCUCAGUCUGGCGAGUCACGCCUCCCGAGUUCGAUGCUUGGGUGAAUCAAUGGUUUGCCGGAAGGUCAGAGCAGAUAGACGAGAUCUUUCCUUGCACGCCUCUGCAGGAAGGUAUGAUGAGCGAAACGUUGAUGAACCCCAGCGCCAAUGUGGAACAGUCAUGCCAUCUCAUCCGCGGCUCUAUGGCGCGUUGGCGUGCUGCCUGGAGCAGGGUGGUGUCUCGCCACGCGGCGCUCCGUGCGCGACUGGCACCUGCGCCACAGGGGAGAGGCUUCUGGCAGGUGGUCUUCGAAGACGAGUUCACAGAGUGGCAGGAGGGUGUUUGGGACCUGAAUGAAGCUGCAGAAGAAGAAGGAAGAGACACCAUGGAUCAGCAUCAAGGACUUCUCUCUUUGCUCACGAAGUCUGAGGUGCUCCGGCUGCUGUGCCUUGUGCGUGACGUGUUGACGAACGAUGCCGAGCGCGGCUUUCACUGCGGAGGGCCGCUGCUCCGCUUUCAGGUCUUCGAGGUUCGAAGAGGCAACUGCAGCAUCGCUGACGGGCUUUACCUAUGCAUCCGCAGUGAGCAUCACGCCAUCUCUGAUGGUUGGUCCAAUCCGGUGCUAUUGGAUGAGGCCAUGAAGAUCUAUGCAGGAGUUGAAGCAAGCCUUCCCCAAGCUCCGCGCUGGGCAGACUAUGCCACACAUGUCUUUCGUACUCGCCAGGCACCACUUUUUUUCUCAGGACGCGGCAGCUUCACAGCCAUGCUCGUCAGCAGCCAAGCUCUUGUUGUUUUCAAUCUGGAAAUGGCUUUUUCUCCACGGCCUUGCGGUUUCGUGCGAAGGUUUUGA
Durusdinium trenchii is the source of this 1872-nucleotide messenger RNA. The record is from the annotation of a GenBank genome assembly. NCBI's taxonomy places the organism in Eukaryota, Dinophyceae, Suessiales, Symbiodiniaceae.